UUCUACCAACAACACAUAACUACUUCGUCACAAAACUCGUAUCUUCGAUUGCUGCACGAUGGACAUAUCUUCGUUAUCUCCAGAGGCAAUCCGCAUGCUCGUGUUCGGCUGUCAAUAUCUGGUGAUGUUCUUCGUUGCAACCAUGCUCGCCGCGCAAUGCUGCAAGAAGAAGAAGAAGGCUCCAGGUACAGAGAUGAAACCACCACCGGAAGAAGGAGCAUCGCUAAAAGGGCCACCAUCGGCAAAAUCAGCUGCAAAGCCGCCCGCAAAGCCUGGAGCAGCAGCGAAACCUGGAGCAGCGAAACCACCUGCUGGACCUGGCGCUCCGAAACCUGGUGCACCGCCGGCCGCUCCUGGCGCUCCGAAACCUGGUGCUCCUGGCGCCCCUGGCGCUCCUCCACCUGGCGCUCCUGGUGCAAAGCCUGGUACUCCUUCCGCUAUCGCAAAGGCAGCUGAGGCAGCUAAAAAAGUGAGUUUACUGAAUAAAUCUUAUUAG
Molecule: messenger RNA, 496 nt
Organism: Meloidogyne enterolobii
Lineage: Eukaryota; Metazoa; Nematoda; Chromadorea; Rhabditida; Meloidogynidae
Source: the annotation of a GenBank genome assembly